Messenger RNA from Macadamia integrifolia, 948 nucleotides. RefSeq lists its product as uncharacterized. The transcript has 2 exons. Gene Ontology annotation, molecular function: catalytic activity. NCBI's taxonomy places the organism in Eukaryota, Viridiplantae, Streptophyta, Magnoliopsida, Proteales, Proteaceae. The record is from RefSeq and is a predicted model, not a curated record. Bases 1 to 948 code for a protein of 315 amino acids.
AUGAAGCUGCUCUUCUGGAAUAUCAGGGGUAUGAAGAAGGCCUCUGGUAAGAACGCCUUACGUGUACUUGUGAAAGAAAAGGAUCCUGAUAUUCUUUGCAUUGCGGAGCCAAUGAUCGAGGUAACUAAUUUCCCUAAUUUAUUCUUUAAUAGAUUGGGAUUCUGUUGCAAUUUUAUUCAUAAUACUCGGGUCGGAAAGGCCCCAAAUUUAUGGAUAGUUUGGAAGAGGAAUUUAAAUAUUCCUACAAUUAUUGCUGAGUCAGAGCAGCAUAUUUCGGUUACUAUUACAUCGGACUCAAUUACUGCUCAGAUCUCUUUCGUUCAUGCGAGUAGCUUUAGAGCUAAAAGAAGAUCUUUGUGGAUGAAGUUGAUGGCUGAUUCUCCUCAGUCCCCUACUCCAUGGGCAAUUAUGGGUGAUUUUAAUGCAACCUUGCAAUCUCAUGAGAAGAGAGGGCCAGGCAACUUCAGUAUGGGGUCGGCAGCUGAAUUUGGAGCCAUGGUUGAUGCUUGUGUAAUGGCUCAAGUGCCUUCUUCUGGAAUGAAGUUUACUUGGUCCAACAACCGCCGCAAAGGGAACCCUAUCUUCGUCCUCAUGCUCAAGCUGAAAAAAUUAAAAGAAGUUUUGAAAAACUGGGCUAAGACCUCCUUUCCAAACAUUGAUAGAGCUCUUGAAGAUGCAAAAAAAAAUUUAAAGCAGGUGCAGUUAGACAUUGAAGCCAACGGGUUAGAUGACCACUCUUUUGCUAGGGAAGCAGAUGCAAAAACUUCUUUGAUUAAAGCCUUGGAUUUGCAUGAAAAGCUAUGGGCGGAAAAGGCUAAAAUCAGAUGGAUGAAGCAGGGGGACAGGAAUUCUAAAUUCUUCCAUUUGUCUGCAAAAAUGAGAAGAAUUAGAAAUACCAUUAGAUACCUCAAGAAACAAGAUGGGACCAUUGUGGAAGGUCACAAAUAG